AGCGGUCCCAAACUCACCUCCAGGCUCCAAGUCCAACCAUAAAAAUUGCGUUUGUUUGUUUUAGAAAUAAACCACCGAGGCAACAAAUCAAAAAGUUGCGUUUUCUUUGUUCCAGAAAAGUCAAAAACCUCCUUUUCCCCUCUUUCUGGGUUCAAUCUUCAUCUUCUUCUUCGUCCCCAAACAACAACUUCAAGGGUUGUAAUUUUAUGGAUUGUUACAGAAUCAGAUGUUCUUCACCUCGUAUCAUUACUUCUCAGCCUUACGAUCUCUCCAAUCCUCUUUCUUCUACAUUCACGCCUUGGUUUCGCUACCUCCGUUUUAGCUUUCCUGACUCACAUUAAGAUUUCAGGUUUUAUUGUUGUAGAGAGCUCAGACUUAUUGGAGGCGUCAGGCGCGUAGUUCUUGUACAGUAUAUAUUUUAGUUCAAGGAGGAUAUAACAGCUCUUGGAUCGACCCUUGCCUCUUUAAUUGAGGUGCAUUAUCACAAACAAGGGCGAUCCAAAGAUGUCACGGAGACAAGCAAAAACCUCUGGUUGGACUGCAUUUGACCAGCAGCAAAGGCAGCAAAACAAUCGUAGAGCUCGUUCUAUUGAUGAGCCCUUUCCUUCGCUGCCAAGUACAGUUCAACCGGCAAAUUCUUUUUCUAAAAACAAGCACGGCCAAGUAAAAUCAUUCUCGUCAGUUAUACUGCCGUCACUAGAUUUUUCAGCUCCUUUACAAGAUGAUAUGAAAAGUAAGCCAUCUGCAGCUGGUAGCUCUAAAGGCCCUCAAAUCAGUGCGGUUUCUCAGGACAAGGAAUUUGAUAUGGUUUUUAGACAGCUCAAAGAGCUAUUCGGUUGGGCUGAUGAUAGUUUGAUCGAGGAUAUAAUGGCUGCUACUGGCAGUGACUUUGACCAGGCAUCAUCCUUUCUGAAAGCCAUGGUGCCUGAUCAGCGUUCAGAGGAACUUAAAGUUGAUGAGGUGGGAGAUUAUAGCUGUGAUUCUAUAGAACCUUCAGACAAUGGAAAAUUAAUGCAUGAAAGGAAAGACGUGUCCUGGAAAGAGAUUUCCGAACCUGCUAAGAUGUGCUCUGUUCUGGAGCCUCUUGUUGGCAAUAACAACAACAAUGGGAUCGAUAAAUUUACUCUUUCUGCUGAAAACCUGUUCAAUAAUUGUGCACAAAUCAACGCAAUGCUGAGCCAAUUGACAAGCGUACCUGUUGAACCUGAGUGGGAAGAGGAUGAUGUAUACUUGAGUUGCCGUAAAGAGGCAAUAAAGAAGAUGAGGGCUGCUACCCGUCAUUCCAAGGCAGCAACUAACUCCUUUUUACGAGGUGAUCACAUCUCUGCCCAACAGUUUUCUUUGGAAGCUCGGGAAGAAUGGAAAGCUGCACAAAGUCUCAAUGCAAAGGCUGCCUGUGAGAUUUUGAGCAUACGAAACGAGAAGAAUGGGAUAUGGAUUUUGGACUUGCAUGGUCUUCAUGCUUCGGAAGCAGUCCAAGCAGUGAAGGAACGCCUAUAUAUGAUUGAGGCCCAAGUGCUGUCACAUAAGCAGUCCAAGCAGCCAAGGCCCUUGGAAUUUCCAAACAGUUUCAGGACCAAGGCAGAAGUCUGGUGUGAUAGAUAUUCUGACAAGUGCAAUAAGUUGGAACAGUCAGAUGAGCAGGCCUCCCAUAAGCUGAAGCCAGUAUGUUUAGAAGUCAUUACAGGCAUAGGGAAUCAUAGCCGUGGAGGGGCUGCACUUCCAACCGCCGUGAAGACCUUCCUUGCUGACAACGGGUAUUGGUUUGAUGAAGCGAGGCCAGGGGUAAUUAUGGUUCGACCUAAGUUCCGUCCAAGUUGAGACUUGCACUGAUGGAUCUUUUUAUUUUGUUACAGCCCCCUUGAAUUGUUGCAUUGUUCGUUGAAGCAACUCCAUUCAUUCUUGGAAUCACUCAUGAGUACUCACCAAUGUUUGUACAAUACUUGUAAAUUUAAACAGGAUAAAGCAAAAGUUUCUAAUUUCUAUAUUGAUGCUUAAUUAAAUUCAUUUAUUUGUAUUUUCCGAGAUGCUGGAAAUAGGAUAAACUGUAAAGUAUGUAUUAUUCAUAAUAUGAGUGUUCCUAAUUUGGUUGGCUGCUA
Beta vulgaris subsp. vulgaris (sugar beet) is the source of this 2099-nucleotide messenger RNA. RefSeq lists its product as hypothetical. The transcript has 5 exons. The record is from RefSeq and is a predicted model, not a curated record. Lineage: Eukaryota; Viridiplantae; Streptophyta; Magnoliopsida; Caryophyllales; Amaranthaceae. The coding region runs from base 505 to 1821 and encodes 438 amino acids.